AUGGAGGAGGUUACGCCGGCCGAUUACCUUGUCGUUGGCGCCGGGGCCAUGGGGAUGGCUUUCGUCGACACCCUCCUCAGUGAGAGCGGGAAAACCAUCGUGAUGGUCGACCGCUACGACCGCCCCGGCGGCCACUGGACGACGGCCUACCCCUUUGUCCGCCUGCACCAGCCCGCUGCGGCGUACGGCGUGAACUCGACGCGCCUCGAGCGCGACGGUAUCGAGGAAUUCGGCUGGAAUAAAGGUCUCGCCGACUGCUCGUCCCGCGACGACGUGUGUGCUUACUUCGAGAGGGUCAUGAAGACGACGUUCUUGGCGUCCGGGCGUGUCCGAUACUUCCCCAAGUGCGAAUACAUCCAGGAGGGCCGAUUCCGCGCCAUCCUGACGGGGAAAACGUACCGUGUCCCCCGGGAGACGUGCAUCGUGAACGCGACGUAUAGCCAGACGGUGGUCCCGUCGAUGCGGCCGCCUCCCUAUGACGUCGCCGGCGAUGUGGACAUCGUCACGCCCAAUGGUCUCGCCGGGGUCUCCCGUGGAUACGAGGGCUACACUGUUGUUGGCGGCGGAAAGACCAGCAUGGACGCGUGCCUGUGGCUCCUGGAGAACGGCAUCGCCGCCUCGCAGAUAACGUGGAUUCGACCCCGGGACUCAUAUCUCUUCGACCGCUCGACAUUCCAACCCGUACCGUCGCUCGCCGCCCGCGCCAAAGCGUCUUCCCAGGAGAUGAUCGCGUCGGUCAUGGCGGCCUCGUCGGUGGCGGAUCUCCUGAAACGCCAGGCGGCCAAACAGCUCCUGCUCCAGCUGGACGAAACCGUCACGCCGACCAUGUUCCAUUGCGCCACGGUGUCCCCUCUCGAGUUUGACGCACUCAAGGAGAUCAAAUCGGUCGUCCGGAAGGGGCGCGUCACCGGCGUCACGCGGGACAGAGUGGCGCUGGAGCACGGGAGCUACACGCCCGUCCCCGACACGCUGUACGUCGACUGCUCGGCCGGGUCGAUCCCCAAAGUGGCCCCCGUCACGAUUUUCCGCCGGGGCAGCAUCACGCUCCAGCCCGUGCGGUACUGCCAGCAGACGUUCAGCGCGGCCCUGAUCGCUCACGUCGAGGCCACCUACCGCGACGACGCCCGGCUCAAGAACGAGCUGUGCCGCCCGGUACCCAUGCCCAACGAGCCCGCCGACCUCGCGCUCGUCAUGCUCCAGACCAACCUGAACACGCUGGCCUGGCUCAAGCAGCCGCAGACGGCGGCCUGGCUGCGAGACUGUCGCCUGGACAUCUUCCGGGUCGCUGGUGCGGAGGACCCCGAGCAGGGACUCGCCCAUACCCAGCAAACGAUCAUGGUUCUGGAGGCUGCGAGCAGGAAAAUUCAACAGCUGCUCGACGGCCUGCCUGAGAGGGAUGCGGCCCAGAUGCACGCGCAGCUCAAAGACUUCUCUCUCAUUCCUGCACGUCUGUAG
Messenger RNA from Cladophialophora immunda, 1455 nucleotides. RefSeq lists its product as uncharacterized. Gene Ontology annotation, molecular function: flavin adenine dinucleotide binding; monooxygenase activity. The transcript has a single exon. Lineage: Eukaryota; Fungi; Ascomycota; Eurotiomycetes; Chaetothyriales; Herpotrichiellaceae. The record is from RefSeq and is a predicted model, not a curated record. Bases 1 to 1455 code for a protein of 484 amino acids.